AUGAGUGAUCCUUGUAAGACGGUUAUGAUAACAGCCAAACGUCAUCUCGAGAUUUUGAUAGGCGGUGAGGAUGACGGCACCCAGGUUUUUUUUUGUCCAUUGUUUUCCUAAUUCUAUAUAGCCUUUUCAGCAGUUUUUUUAGAGUAAACAUUUGUAUUUACUUAGACAAGUUGUAGUUUUUAUUUUGGAUGAAUUUUCAUAAUUAUCGUAACGAAAGGGAUCUUGCAAUAUUAUAUAAUUUCAAAAAGUGUUUCAUUUUUGGUCGCAUUGUAAAAAUUUCUCAAGUACGAAGUAUAUGAAGUUAUGUCGGAGAUCUCUUUUUCGGUGAAGCGCGUAUCAAAAAUAAUUUUGCAUAAUCGGGCUUAUUUAAAAGAAGUUUUCUAUGAAUUCUGUGAAAAAAAGAUCGUUUGAAUGAUUCAGACCCUCGUAGAUUCAUGGAAACGGUCAGAAGGGGGUCUUCUAAUGGCGCUGGCCAAGGGGCGGCAACUGAUGAUGAUCAACGGUUUCGGAACAAACGGCGAGGUCUCCCACAGAAUUGAUGUUCAGUUUCCCAUAGUCAAAGUUUCUGAUCUCAUGCGAUUUGAUUCAAUUCGGAACUGGUUCAGAUCUUCUUUCAUUCUUUCGAAUCAAAAAACAGAGUAAAGUCGAGCGAAAAACGCGUUCUCAAAGACUAUCUCGUCGUUUGCGGAGAACACCGUUUGGUUUUCAUUGCCGUCGAAGAUUUCCACCUCUACCACUACGAAGUCCCCUUCCAGGUUACAGUUUCAUUACUAUUGCUUUUGAAAUAAUUUCAUAAUCAGUACUGACUUUAAAGUUACGCCAGAUCUGGAGAUGAAACUUCAUGUGUUCGGUUGUUUCACAACGUUCUAUCUUUCACUUUGUACAAUAUCGCAUUAUUUUCGUUAUUUAAAACUUCUUCAGGUUCGCGAAGUUCAUCCCACAAACUUUGGCCUUUUGAUUGAACGAUUUUACGACACUGAGGUGGGUGUUCAGCGAAAUCGGUUCCCCGUUGCUUUUGGGAGCCACUCCAAUGAAUGACUGAUCUGUGAAUAAAUUAUUAUUAUUAAUGAAUAAGAAAAAAAGGCUUGAACGUACAUUUUAAUUUAAACAAGACACUUGCUGUUUUUAACUUAUCACUUGCUUUUUUUAACAUUCCGUGUAAAAUCUUCACUCGAAGUGGUAGCUCUCAUUCUGAGGCUUCCAUCUAGAGCACGGUCUCCGGGCUCCAGCACAACAUCCGCUACAUUCUGAGCUCGUCAAGGCGCAACUGGAUACACUACGCGCAGAAGGACGAGACGAAGGACCGUAAGACCAUGCUUUCAACUCUUUCGACUACACGUUUGGACUUCUAGCUCGCCAAAGGCGGUUGUUCGUUAUAGCUUUCAAAGUUCUUGUUCACCGCCUAGUCGAUACAUCUAUGACUAAACCAACAAAAUAAAUGAUUUGAUUGAUUUGAUCAAGAUGAUUUCAUAGUUUUUUCGUUCUCAUAGCAAUAUAUAUAUAUAUAUAGAGAGAGAGCAGAAAAAUUUUCUUUUGUUAGAGAGCCAUAGUUUGGAAUUUCAGAGUGACGUCAAAUGUCGACAUACCGACGCGUUUCAUCUUUACUCCUUAUCCUUUCUGUUCGGCGAACUUUUGCCAGUCAUUUACAAGUCUUCUGGAGGUUCUUAUUUUCUACAUUUGUCUGGGUAAUAAUAUUUAAAGGUAUUUCUGCACAAUGGAAGUUCUGCUGGCAGGCACUUCAAGACGACGCGAUAGUUGUGGGCGCCGAAAAGAACCACGUCUUGACUUUUGACGUUCUCUCGGGAGUUCGUUUACAUUUCUUAGUCGAAUUUUCAUAAACUUUUUAUCAGUGGGUGAAAAUCGCUUAAAAAGAACUUGAAAAGAUAAUUCUGGUUCAGGAAUAGAUUCAAAGCUACAUUUAUUCAAACUUCUAUGGCCCUAUCGCUAUAUUUUGGUUUUUUUUUUCAUAGAACGGGCUCUUUUGUGCGGAUCAUUUCACUUUUUCGUUUAGAUUUAGCUCAAUCCUAAAGCUUGAUCUGAAGUUACACGAAAAAAAAAACGAACUAGGGUUCAAAAUAGCAAUUUUUAUCUGUCUUAUAACUUUUGUAUCGUUCUUAAAUUUUCGAAGAACUUCUUAGAGUUCUUUCUACUGUCCUCUCUCUCUCUCUCACACACACACACACACACACACACACACACAUUUGAUACGGUUUGAAGGUUCAUCGAAUUUACAAAAUUCGCGAGACAGAAGAGGAGGAGGUUCGUGCUGCGAUCCGUCUGAUCGAAGGAGCGCGACAGCGACAUCACGACGUGACCGACGCGACUAUGCCGACGCCGCGACAACUGCUCGAAGCGACCGAGUUCUCGGCGCUGCGGAACCACCGUUCUCCGGCCGGUUUUUGUCGUUUUCUCUCCUGUUCGUGAUGUCGCGUUGCAGUGCUCGCCUUGGCUGAAGCUGUAGACGCCGACAUGGAGAAUCGCUCGCCGGAGAGCUUUAACGCCUCUUCGUUCGGACACUCGACGCCUCUCGCUUCUUCGGUAUUUGACACUUCUUUUCCUGGAGGUCAGCCACUCUCUUUGAUGCGAAAUUUGGUUUAUUGA
This is a messenger RNA of Caenorhabditis auriculariae, 2601 nucleotides long. The record is from the annotation of a GenBank genome assembly. Lineage: Eukaryota; Metazoa; Nematoda; Chromadorea; Rhabditida; Rhabditidae.